AUUAUAAAGAUAGGUCUGGUGUAUCCUUCGCAGCCCACCCUAUCCCACGAUUCAUUGCGGGUCGAAGCAGAUUUGUCAAACAGCUAAUGAUUAACGCUUUAACCAGCUCAGGGAACAUAUUUUUGCCACAUUUGUUGACCUUGGGUUGAAGUCUGCACACUUUCCAGAUGAGCGGCCGGUUUCAAUCCAAAAACAUCACGUCCACUGACUGAAACUAAAACACUUUUCAUGUUUUAUCACAGUCAAACAGCCUGCAAGCUUUUGUCCUGCUUCUAUAGAUGUCUUGGUUGUUUUCAUCUGCUUCUUGUCAACUUGGGAGUUGACGGGAAUAUGGGUGGAGCUAAAUAAAGGACAAUCAUGGAAGAAAACCUGUUAGAAGGUUUAUCCCACCUCAUCUCGUCCUCCCCAGUCUUCCAAUCCUUGUUCCCCAUUGGCUCUUAUUCCCAGAGGACGGAGAUAAGCAUGGGGUAAAACAGCUGAGACUAAACGCCAAGACAACGCAAGCUGUAGAGGCCCACUCACCUGCACAGGUGGUGUUCAGUGUUGGAUUGUCAUGGCGCUGCUGCGUUGGAACCUAAAGCUUAUGGUGACGCUGAUGAUGGUCAACCUCUUCAUCUUCAUCCUCCUCACCCGUAACAGCAGCACAGACAAAAAUGGACGUCAGAAGCCCCACAUCCCCACCAAACCUUUUUGGACCAAGCUAGCCCCCAGUUCCCCCUUCUGGAACCGCCAGCAGCAGAUUAUGGACCUUCAGCACAAUCCAAUCAUCAUGGUGAACUCUAGCAGCCUAGAGUUGCCCGACUGGCUCAAUGACACCAGUUUUCCCUCUGACCCCUGUCAGCCCAAUCACAGGGUUACUACUCAGGUUAAGGACUACAACUCUUUACCAAAUCGCUUCAAGGACUUCCUGCUCUACAUGCGCUGCCGGUCCUACCCCAUCCUGAUAGACCAGCCGGAAAUCUGCAAGGAGCCCGCCCCAUUCCUGCUCCUCGCAGUGAAAUCUCUUGUGCCGCAUUUUGACCGACGCCAGGCCAUCCGUCAGUCCUGGGGAUCAGCGGGUGUAGUAGCCAACAUGACGGUGGUCACCGUUUUUCUUCUGGGAAACGCUACAGCUGUGGACUACCAUCCAGAUCUGUCUGAGAUGGUGCAGCACGAGAGCCGCCGCCAUAAGGACGUUGUGCAGUGGGAUUUUAGGGACUCCUUCUUUAACUUGACUGUCAAAGAACUGUUGUUCUUAGAAUGGAUUCAAACUCGUUGUUCUGGCGCUCGCUACAUCUUCAAGGGGGAUGACGAUGUCUUUGUCAACACGUACCGCAUCCUGGACUUCCUCAAGGGCUUAUCGGGGCCCAAAGCCAGGGACCUGUUUGUGGGUGACGUUAUCACAAACGCUGGGCCGCACAGAGACAAGAAGGUCAAAUACUUCAUCCCAGAGAGCAUGUAUGCUGGGACGUACCCUCCUUACGCAGGAGGAGGGGGCUACCUUUACUCUGGAGACAUUGCUGCUCGUCUGCACAACAUCUCGCAGCAUGUAGCACUUUAUCCCAUUGAUGACGUCUACACCGGGAUGUGUCUCCGUAAGCUGGGCCUAGCUCCAGAAAAGCACAAAGGUUUCAGGACCUUUAACAUAGAGGAGAAAUAUCGGUCGAACCCCUGCGCAUACAAGAGCUUAAUGCUGGUUCACCCGAGGACCCCGCAGGAGAUGAUCCAGAUAUGGUCCUGGCUCAACAGACCUGACUUGUCCUGCUAGUGAUCGGUCUGAUGGGACCCAGCCUUGGUUUGAGCCCAAAAGCCAAAGUGACACGUUUUAUCUUUAACAGGGUCAUAUCUGAAAAGUUGGCAGCUUUAAGUUCAAACUAUAUGUAGUUGACCUCUCGAGGAGACAGCUUGGUCUGGAGGGAAAAUCACAUUUCUGUUUCAGCUUAUUAUUUUGACUUCCUUGAGCUAAUUCUGCUGUCCCAUUGGUUGGCUGGGCUUCCUCAAAGUGAAUGUCUUUAUUAGAGUACAGAUAUUUAUAUCACAACUAUUUAUACAGGCUUGAACACUGUGUGUCACCUCCCCGAUGGAGGGUCUCAAUGCUGUAUUAAUGUAUAGGUAAAACACCUAAAGUGUCCACCUGGGACUCAUGUGGUCUCAGUCUGUAAUGGGAGCGUCUUUACAGUAGCAAUGUUUCUAAAGGUGUUGGUAAAAGCAUGAAAUUGUCCAUUUCUCUGUAAAAGACGUUCCUGGUGAACACUUUGUGGUGAUUUCUGCUGGAGGCUUAAACUGUGCUGCUAUUCCUGAACUCCCUGAAGUAUUCAAGUGACACUCCUUGCCCGUCUGAACCAGUUUGGCCUCAUUAAGACUUGUUUUUUAUUAGUAUGACUUUGUCUAUUAAUAAAGAGUAGACUUACAGAAAUCCUAGGUGUCUGUAAUAGACAGAUGCUCUGCUUUUAUUUGUUGCUGUGGGUGUAUUGUUACAACAGACUUGGUCUCAGCAAAAAGCUUUGGAUAAAAUGGGAUGUAACGCAGAGCACACCGUACACUUUGCCCUAAGGGGCCAUAAUGAAUGUGGACCUGGCUCUGCUCGGCUCAGCAGGUCGGUAAAACCAGCUCCCAUAAACCCAGCUAGGUGAUGCUGUUUUUAUUUAUCACAAGUCGAUAUUCAGUGAUAAAACCUCCCACCGAGCGUCUGUAAGAAAAUGCUGCUUUGCUGCGCUGUGUUAGAGAGCUUCAUAGCCAAAUUUAGGACAAAAAGUUACACCCAAGCUGCUUAUGUUUCCAUCUCCGUUAAACAGGCUCCCCCUGCUGGUCAGGGUAGUAAACUCAGGCUUAUCAAUGCUUUAUAUGCAAACUGAUCCCUCUCUAGUGUAGAACGUCUGUUUUAACCAUCGUAUUAUAACUUAACUCUGUGGCUUCUUAAACUCCAAACAGUAAUCCAAAGCAAUCUCUGUCUCUAUCUACCUUUAAAAUAUUAAAACAAACACUAAGAUGAGCUAAAGAAUCAACAGUCACUUAAUUCUUACCUCAGAAACAUUUAGGUAAUGCUUUUAAAACCACAUUUGAUUUUCACCUAUGAUUUGCUAGAAUCUCUCACUGAAUACAGUUGGUGGCUUAUGAAAUGUUUACUUAGUGUUUAUGUUCACAAAUAUUUCUCCGUUUUAACCCUAGAGUCCGUUUUCUUUUUUCCACUCUGGUUUAAAAAGAAAUGUCAUGCUCUGCUGUCUGAAAUCUUGCUUUUAUUUCUUUUUUUCCCCAUUUCCCCAUUAUUGUCUUCGUUUUGAAGGAAUUUUAUCUUUCAUGGAAAAACUUUCAAUUGUUUACUUUUUUCUUUUUUUUUCUCUCUUUAAUGUUGCUCUCAGCGCAUCGUUCGCCUCAAACAUAACUGCCUAAGUCACAUUUUGGCAAAUAUGAUUUAGGCAGUUAUGUUUUGAGGCGGACGAUGUGUCAAUGCUGUGAUUCUAGGGCAGCGUCGUACCCCUGCACAGGGACUGAUGAGGUCGAAUAAAAACGCCUCAGAUUAUCCAGGCUAAUGUUGGGAAACUAAAAUGUUUCAGUUUCAUGAUUCUGUCUCGUAAACAUGUUUUUGAAUAUUACAGCCAGAAUACAGCACAAGGAGUCCAAUAUUAUAACCAAAUCUUUGCGAUAUUUGCUUGUACUGUAUGUGUGAAAAUGUUUUAGGCAAAUUAUUUAAUUUUCGAUAAAGCUAUUUUUUUGUAUGCUGAUCUGUUAUUUAAAAAUAAAUUGUGAAAAUAAAA
Girardinichthys multiradiatus is the source of this 3734-nucleotide messenger RNA. It is a transcript of the gene b3gnt2b, whose product is annotated as UDP-GlcNAc:betaGal beta-1,3-N-acetylglucosaminyltransferase 2b. The record is from RefSeq and is a predicted model, not a curated record. Gene Ontology annotation, molecular function: hexosyltransferase activity. Bases 554 to 1747 code for a protein of 397 amino acids. Lineage: Eukaryota; Metazoa; Chordata; Actinopteri; Cyprinodontiformes; Goodeidae. The transcript is spliced from 5 exons. Gene Ontology annotation, cellular component: membrane.